CCAGUCGUCCACUAAUCCCAAAUUUUGUUUGAUUGGAUUGUUUUUGAAUUAUUUUCCCCCAUUUUUGGGUUUAAUCUUGGGUUUUUUGCUGGGCCACAAUUGUACUCUUAUCCAAGGCCAAUCCUUGUUAUUUUUCCUAUUUAAAAACACCGCCCCAUUAACGUUAUUCUCUCAAAUUUCUUCCCUUUUUUUUUUGUAAAUUUUCACCAAUAUAAAUUCAAUUAAAAGGGGCAUUAUUGCAUUACCCCAUUACAAAAAGAAAUUGUAAAAAAAAUAAUUUAAUCUAAGAAUUUUUUUUUUCUUUUUCUUUCUGGGUGUACAGUUUGAAGCAGAGCUCCAAUGGCUCUAAAUUUCUUGUCAACAGCAGAGAUAAGAGCUAUCUCCUUUUUAGAUUCCUCUAAUUCUUCAACUCAGCAUCUUAAACUUAAAGGUAAUCUCUCUUGCAAAAGGAAGGACAUUCAAACGUUUAGCAAAAAGAUCUGUUGUUCAGCUCAGACACCACCUCCAGCCUGGCCAGGAAGAGCAGUAGCGGAGCCUGAUCGUAAGGUUUGGGAUGGCCCAAAACCUAUUUCAAUUAUUGGAUCUACUGGUUCUAUUGGUACUCAGACCUUAAGCAUUGUUGCAGAACACCCAGAUAAGUUUCAAGUUGUAGCUCUCGCUGCUGGUUCAAAUGUGACUCUUCUGGCUGAUCAGAUCAAGAGAUUCAAACCCAAAUUAGUUUCCCUUAGAAAUGAGGCCUUAAUUGAUGUACUCCGAGAAGCUAUAGCUGAUGUUGAGCACAAGCCAGAAAUUAUUCCAGGCGAGGAGGGUUUAGUUGAGGUUGCACGCCAUCCAGAUGCUGCUACAGUAGUUACAGGGAUAGUUGGCUGUGCAGGGCUGAAGCCUACAGUGGCAGCUAUUGAAUCAGGCAAAGACAUUGCCCUAGCUAAUAAAGAGACCCUCAUUGCUGGUGGUCCUUUUGUGCUUCCUCUUGCGCGCAAGCAUAAUGUGAAGAUUCUCCCAGCUGAUUCUGAACAUUCUGCCAUAUUUCAGUGUAUCCAAGGAUUGACAGAGGGAUCUCUUAGACGCAUUAUUUUGACUGCAUCUGGUGGAUCAUUUAGAGAUUGGCCUGUUGAAAAGCUAAAAGAGGUUACGGUAGCAGGUGCUUUGAAUCAUCCUAUCUGGAAUAAUAUGGGGAAGAAGGUUACAAUAGAUUCCGCUACCUUGUUCAAUAAGGGGCUAGAAGUUAUUGAAGCCCAUUACUUAUUCGGGGCCGAAUAUGAUGACAUUGACAUCGUGAUUCAUCCACAGUCAAUCAUCCAUUCAAUGAUUGAAACGCAGGAUUCAUCAAUUAUAGCACAACUGGGUUGGCCUGAUAUGCGGAUACCUAUAUUGUACACACUGUCGUGGCCAGAUAGAGUAUACUGCUCAGAACUAACUUGGCCACGCCUUGAUUUCGUCAAGUGUGGUCCCUUGACUUUUAAAGCUCCGGACAAUGAAAAGUACCCGUCUAUGAAUCUUGCCUAUUCUGCAGGACGUGCUGGAGGCACUAUGACUGGGGUUCUUAGUGCUGCUAAUGAGAAAGCCGUAGAGAUGUUCAUUGCCGAGAAGAUAGCCUACUUGGAUAUCUUUAAAGUUGUGGAGCUAACUUGCGCAAAACAUCGGGAUGAGUUGGUGAAUUCACCUUCAUUGGAAGAAAUCGUGCAUUAUGACCUCUGGGCACGGGAUUAUGCUGCCAGUUUGGUGUCCUCCAAAGGCUUGAGCCCAGUCCUAGUCUAAAACUACCAACAACUUCAUGAAAUACAGAUUACUUGGAGUCCAGUCUCAGAAUUGUGCAUAGUUGGUUUUUUUUUUUGUUUUUUUUUUCCCCAAAGUUGUAGAGAAUAAAAAUCCUGCUUAGAAAAGCCGAUUUAUGAGUUGAACAGGCUGAAAUGUGCAAUGCUCUCCGAGUUUGAGGUUUACAGAGAAAAUAACAUUGCAUAGCCUGCAUUCUGCUGAAAUGUGCAAUGCUCUCCGAUUUAUGUUUGAUAAUCUAUAAUCCAGAUUGAAGAAUAAAAUUUUCUA
Molecule: messenger RNA, 2043 nt
Organism: Chenopodium quinoa (quinoa)
Lineage: Eukaryota; Viridiplantae; Streptophyta; Magnoliopsida; Caryophyllales; Amaranthaceae
Product: 1-deoxy-D-xylulose 5-phosphate reductoisomerase, chloroplastic-like
Exons: 12
Coding region: 340-1758 (472 amino acids)
Biological process (GO): isoprenoid biosynthetic process
Molecular function (GO): NADPH binding; 1-deoxy-D-xylulose-5-phosphate reductoisomerase activity; manganese ion binding
Source: RefSeq, a predicted model, not a curated record